Paramecium primaurelia is the source of this 568-nucleotide messenger RNA. The record is from the annotation of a GenBank genome assembly. Lineage: Eukaryota; Ciliophora; Oligohymenophorea; Peniculida; Parameciidae.
AUGGUGCUAUUUAUUAAGGACAAUAUAAAAAUGGAAUAAAGGAUGGUAGAGGUACAUUCAAAUGGGCUGAUGGUUCUAUUUAUGUGGGAGACUUCUACUAAAACAAUAUUUAAGGAUAAGGAGAAUAUAGUUGGGAAGAUGGUAGAAAAUAUGUUGGCGAAUGGAAAAAUAAUAAAAUGGAUGGAAAAGGAGUAUGGUUAUUUAUAAUAACAAAGGUUUUUACUUGGUUGGAUGGAAGACGAUAUGAGGGUUAAUAUAAAGAUGAUAAAAAACAUGGAUAUGGUGAAUUUAAAUGGCCUGAUGGAAGAGUAUGAAUUUUAUUAAUAUAUUCAGGUUUAUAAGGGAGAAUGGUCAAAUGGAAAAUAACAUGGCAAAGGAAUCUAUAUAGGUUCAUCAAAGGUGGAAAAAGAAGGAGAAUGGUAAGAUGGUAAAAUAGUAAGGUGGAUAAGAAGAGGAGAUUAACCAAUAGAAGAGUGAAAUUGAAAUUCACUUUUAUAACAAUUUCUUCACUUAAUUUUUUGGGUUUUUAAAUAUUUGUUAUUAUGUACUUUAAACUUAUUUUCAAUGA